UCUGGGGCUCAUGAGUCAUAGUCAGCUGACAGGAAACAGACUGAAAGUGAAAGUAAACUGCUGCUACCUUUAGCUGCCUAUAAAAGUGGGUCUGUUCUCGGAGCUUUGUGGAGCACACACUGGACUGGGGAGACACGUCAGAACUGAAAGAUGGACAUCAGUAUCAUUAGAGAUGCUACUGGCGCAUCACAACAGACAGCCAACCAAGACAGACUAGGAUAUGCAGGAGUGCCGGCAUCUCAACAAAUGGCAAAGACUGACUUGGAAAGAAUGAAGAAAUACAAGAACAUGAUUAUGACUGUAGGGCGAGACAAGAAGAUUGACCCAGCUCUCAUCGCAGGGAUCAUCUCCCGAGAAUCACGAGCUGGAAAUGUUUUACAAAAUGGCUGGGGGGACCAUGGUCGUGCCUGGGGGCUGAUGCAGGUUGAUGUGACUCCAGAUGGAGGAAGACAAGAAGUGAGGGGUGACUGGAACAGUGAGGAGCACCUGCGUCACGGCACAGAGAGACUGCUUUAUUUUAUUGGUCGGAUUCGUAACAAAUUUGGAAGCUGGACGGAAGCGCAGCAGCUGAAAGGAGCAAUUGCUGCUUACAACAUGGGGGACGGAAAUGUCCAUAGCUAUGAGAGUGUGGACGCAAGAACAACAGGCAAAGACUACUCCAAUGAUGUUGUGGCCAGGGCUCAGUGGUACAAAGUCAAUCUUUUUGGUUAAGUUAAUGGUCAAUCUGGUUCAACAUUAUAGCCAAAAGUAAAGCAAUAUUUAGAAUAGUAUACAUCUGAAGUUAUGAAUUUGUUUUAUACUGUUCAUUAUAUUAAAACAUAAAAUUAAAGAAAUAACAAUA
Molecule: messenger RNA, 841 nt
Organism: Boleophthalmus pectinirostris (great blue-spotted mudskipper)
Lineage: Eukaryota; Metazoa; Chordata; Actinopteri; Gobiiformes; Gobiidae
Product: lysozyme g-like
Exons: 5
Coding region: 151-711 (186 amino acids)
Biological process (GO): peptidoglycan catabolic process
Molecular function (GO): lysozyme activity
Source: RefSeq, a predicted model, not a curated record